GAGCAACAAGGAGCAGCAACCGCAGAAAUGCAUACGUUCAGUGAGACGGGUGCAGGAGUACCUGCAUUUUUGGCGAAACUGUGGCGCCUGGUCGAAGACAACGAGACGAACGAUUUGAUAUCGUGGAGCACGGAUGGCCGGAGUUUCAUCAUACAGAAUCAGGCUCAGUUCGCUAAAGAACUGUUGCCACUCAAUUACAAACACAACAACAUGGCGAGCUUUAUUAGGCAGUUGAAUAUGUAUGGUUUUCACAAAAUCACCUCAAUCGACAAUGGUGGCCUGCGGUUUGAUAAGGAUGAAAUGGAGUUCACUCAUCCUUGCUUUCAAAAGGAUCACCCGUACCUGCUGGAGCACAUCAAGCGCAAGAUCGCAACAUCGAAGCAGCAGCAGCUGCAGGCACAGCAGCAGGCAGAGGACAAGAGUGCACUGAAGCUGGAAGCGGUCAGCCGGGUGCUGAGCGAGGUGAAGAAUAUGCGCGGCCGGCAGGAUACGCUUGAUUCGCGCUUCCAGACGAUGAAGCAGGAGAAUGAGGCGCUCUGGCGCGAAAUCGCUAUCCUGCGCCAGAAACAUCACAAGCAACAGCAGAUCGUCAAUAAGUUGAUACAAUUCUUGGUGACGAUCGUGCAACCGUCCCGCAGUGGACUUGGAUCUAUGAGCAAUGGAAGCAACAAGCGUCGAUUCCAGCUGAUGAUCAAUGAUGCCCCACAACAGGCAAAGCUGAAGAAAUCGGAAUACGAUGAAGGAGCGACUAUUGAGGAACUGGGCGAAGCGCUCGAGGAAGUAGCGUACGCAACUCAACAAGAAUUAUUGAAUUCGGAAAUACCGGAGGUUAGCUCGCCGAUGUCGAUGCCGGAGCGGUCCCCAUUCCAUCGCACGGCAACUCCGUCCAUGUCCGGUGGUAGCAGCUCCCGGAGUAGCAAUAGCAGCGGAAGCGGCGGCAGUGGCGGCGGAGGAGGAGGUGGAUCAUUGAACUACAGCGGUGGAAAUGAAACGAUUGAGGAAAUUUUUUCCGAAUCACCGAUACCGUUUCGUACUGGUGGGGAUGUUGGGCCAAGAGGUUCGCUGGUGGUGUCCAAAGGUGGCAAAAUGGAUACAAGCGAUCAGAAUCGUCAGCCAAAGUAUGCCACACGAUCGAGGAAUGUAGGCGAACGUGGUCGUGGAGGCAACGCUAACAAUGCACCGGCCAACCUAAUUCAACUUAUCGAAAGCACUAUCGAUGGCGAGGAACUAGAGGAUUAUGGUGAACCGUUGGAGGAAGACAACGAGGACGAUGAGCAUGGAUAUUUGGUCGAUCAUGUGGAUGAGAUAGAUCCAACGAUCGUGCAAUUGUAUAACCAGGAUAACGACAGUGAAAUGAUGCUAAACACACCGAUGGUAAUUAAGGAAAUGGAAAAGCAGCAGCAACAACAACAACAGCAGCAACAGCAACAACAACAACAACAACAGCAGCAGCAGCAAAAGCAACAAAAGCAACGCCAACAAGUCGGUGGAAAACGUGGAGAAAGUUUGUUGAAGGGGAAUAGCGGCGAUAGCAGCCGUAAUGAUGGAGGGCAGCCGCCACUAUCGAAUACGUCUCGUUCCCAGGGUAGAAGUCUAUUAUCUUCUGUCCCGAAUCCGGCAAAGGCUGGUGGAAGUGGAUUAAAGGCUUCUCCAACCCCGGAAAUUCCGACAAUGAUUAUGACCCGAGGUGGCAAAAAGUUGGCUAUGGUAAAAAAGCAAACAACGUCCACCAACGAACAGCAGCAGCAGCAGCAGCAACAACAGCAACAACAGCAACAACAGCAACAACAACAGCAACAGCAGCAUGAAGAUUCAUCUUCGCCUGGCCUGUCCGGAUUUAAUCAGCAGUCGAACGUUAGCAAUAAUAGUGCUAAUACGCCGUCUCCGUCAUCCGUUGCUUCGGAUGGUUUAUCCUUCGCCUCCGAUAACAACGGAUAUAUUACAGCGACCGACAUUGUGCCGAACGAUAUAUUUGAAGACAGCAACGAUCAGAGCAGCGGAAUUGUGAAGAAUGAAAAUAAUCCUUCACCGAUGCUUAGCAGUGGAUUUAACUUCAUCGACGGAGGCUACUACAAUCCGAACGUGAACAUAAACCAGAUGAAGGCUGGUCGGCAGCAGCAGCAGCAGCAGCAGCAGCAACAACAGGUGCUGGCACCACAGAGCAAUCAACAGCAGCAACAGUCCUCACCUUCUGUUAGCCACAUGCUCAACGGCGAAGAUGAAGAAUUCGACGAGAACUCGCUCGAUUCGUCACUGCUACUAAAUCGGAGCACAUCCCAGGCUGGCAAGAACGACACCACGGAUCAGGAGCAGCAAAUAUCCAAGUUUGUCAGCAAUGAUCUAGACGUGUCCCGUCUGAACACGGUGGCCGAGUAUGGACAGCACAUCGACUCCGUACAGAACGAUUUGGAAUCGCUAAAGGAACUGCUUAAGGGCGAAGGCUACCAGCUCGAUGCGAACGCACUGCUCGGGAACGCAUGCUCUACCGCACCCCCGUUCGGACGCGUGUAUUUCCCGUCGUGCCCGUUCGAUCUGGAUACCAUCAAUAAGGUUAGAACCGAUCUUUUCAACAACAACGAAGACAUGCUGGGCUACGAUUUUCCGAUGAACCUGCCGGACAUGAUGACCGACGAUCAGCAGCAGGUGUUACAGCAACAUCAGCAGCAGGGACAAACGUUGCCUCAACAGCAACAGCACAGCAGCAGCAACGGCAGUGACAAGUCUGCCUCCUCCAGCAGUCCGACACCCGGAGGACACAUUUCACCCGUACCGUCAGCGCACACACAGCUCAUGAGUUACAAGCUGCAUGGAGGUGAUCUUGCUGGUGCAAAUAAUAACGUACAUAAUGGCAUUCUUGGCAUUGGACUGCAUGGCAAUGGUAGCAACGGCAUGCAUGCUAGCAACGGAAAUGGCCACAUUAACGUUGGAAACGGUGUCAUCGGUCCCGGCGGUACCCUCGGCAUUGUGUCGGGCGAUUACAUCGAUCUGAACGAGCUGCUAAACAUGGACGCUAAUUGCGCUGGUAACGACGAUGAACAUUCGCUGGUCGCCUAA
Molecule: messenger RNA, 3054 nt
Organism: Anopheles maculipalpis
Lineage: Eukaryota; Metazoa; Arthropoda; Insecta; Diptera; Culicidae
Gene: Hsf
Product: probable serine/threonine-protein kinase yakA
Exons: 11
Coding region: 28-3054 (1008 amino acids)
Biological process (GO): regulation of DNA-templated transcription
Molecular function (GO): DNA-binding transcription factor activity; sequence-specific DNA binding
Source: RefSeq, a predicted model, not a curated record